AUGACCACCACCACAACAACAAUCACUACGACGUCACUGGUUUCGGCGUCCGACGAAAAGUCGGUGCCCACGCAACGCCACCCUUACCAAAGCGAUGGGCCCAUUGUGGAGGAUGUGUCGACUUCAUCGACCGACCUCGACACGGUGCCCCUCGAUCGAGAGCCCGAGGACGCUCGCGACUAUCCCGAUGGCGGCUAUGGCUGGAUCAUUGUGCUAUGCGGGUUUCUGCUCAACUUUUCGACGUGGGGCGUCAACACUGCCUUUGGCAUCUACUUCAGCUUUGACCUCGAGGACAACUACUUUCCGGGCGCCAAGGACCUCGACUUUGCGUUUAUCGGCUCGCUGUCGCUGAGUCUUGCGCUGGCCGUGGCUCCCUUGAGCAAUUUCCUCGCGAGGACGUACCACUGGCGCUACUCGCUCGUCCUGGGGACCGUGUGCGUCGUGGCGGGCCAGAUCCUCGCCGGGUUCAGCAAGCAGAUCUGGCAGCUGUACCUCACGCAAGGUAUCCUCUUUGCCGUUGGACUGGGUCUCACGAUGGUCGUGUCUGGCCCGAUCGUCACGCAGUGGUUCGGCAUGAAGCGCGCCUUUGCCGUCGGCCUCGUGUCUGCGGGCAGCGGUGGCGGAGCGCUGUUCUAUUCGAACAUUACCCGCCUGUCGCUUCAGUCCGUCGGCCGUCAGUGGGCUUGUGUGAUCAAUGGCUGCAUUUCUGCUGCGGCACUCUUGCCGUCGAUCUUGUUCUUCAAAAGUAGGUUGUUCCCUGCCUUUGUGUCCAACCACUCACACCACUCAGCGCGCUCUACCAAACUGAAAGUGCGCUUUCGCGCGUUCCAAGUAUCCUUCUACCGCAACCCAGGCUUCAUCUGCAUGUGCCUAUGGGGCACAUUCAUCUCAUUCGCAUACGCUAUUUGCAUCUACUCGAUUCCCAUCUACGCAGUCCAAGGUCUCGGCCUCACGCAAAAGGACGGGUCCACAUUACAGUCCUUGGUCGCUGUUGGCCAACUGGUCGGUCGACCGUCCAUGGGAUUCGUCCUCGACCGCGUGGGCCGCUUCAACGGCGCCAUCGCGACCACCAUGUUUGCGUCGAUCGCGUGUCUGGCCGUGUGGCUGGUGGCCGACUCGUUUGCCGUGCUGGCUGUCGCGUCCCUCUUCCUGGGCGCCAGUACGGGCGUGUUCUGGUCCACCUGCCAGGCGCUCCUGACCGACCUCGUCGGGAUCCGCGACAUGGCCAGUGCGCUGUCGGUGCUGUGGUUCAGCAUCGUCGCGCCCGCGACAGUCUCGCAGCCCAUCGCCAUCUGGUUGAUAAACUACUCGCGGGAUAAACUCCACCGCACGGGCACGGCGGCCUUUCAAUACGCCAUCGUGUUUGCAGGUGUGUCGUACUUUGCCGCCGCGGUGUCGCUGUAUGGCACCAAGCGGUAUAGGCAAGGCGACUGGAAGUUGUUUAGAAAGUUUUAA
Messenger RNA from Apiotrichum porosum, 1455 nucleotides. RefSeq lists its product as uncharacterized. NCBI's taxonomy places the organism in Eukaryota, Fungi, Basidiomycota, Tremellomycetes, Trichosporonales, Trichosporonaceae. The transcript is spliced from 4 exons. The coding region runs from base 1 to 1455 and encodes 484 amino acids. The record is from RefSeq and is a predicted model, not a curated record. Gene Ontology annotation, molecular function: transmembrane transporter activity. Gene Ontology annotation, biological process: transmembrane transport.